Molecule: messenger RNA, 990 nt
Organism: Exaiptasia diaphana
Lineage: Eukaryota; Metazoa; Cnidaria; Anthozoa; Actiniaria; Aiptasiidae
Exons: 2
Source: RefSeq, a predicted model, not a curated record
AUUCCUGGUUGUAAUCUAAUCCUUAAAAACCGCACAAGUGGUAUCCAUGGUGGAGUCGUCCUUUACGUCAACAACAACAUCAAGGCCCUUGCUGACCUUUAUCAUCCCAAUUUUGAGGUGUCAUGGGCUCAUCUCAGGCCGUUUCGUCUGCCUCGGGGGUACCCCUGUAUUGUGUUCGGAACAGUAUAUCACACUCUUCACCCGGAAGGCGCUUCUGACGCUGCAAUGUUCGAAUAUUUGACGACAUCACUAACAACUAUCGAGGGGUUGUACCAUGGUUGCGGCAUUAUUUUGACUGGUGAUUUCAAUCGAUUGAAUAUCAGACGCUUGUUGGGGCACUUCUAACUAAAGCAGCUUGUCCAGGUUCCCACACGUGGCGAACGCACUCUUGAUCUUAUCAUAACAAAUAUGCCAAAACUGUACGACAAAAACCUGGUACAGACCUUCCCUCCCUUCGGAUUGUCAGAUCACAAUGUAGUUCUCCUUCAACCUAAGACACGCCCCCUACGUAACUCAAGUCGGCGUGUUAUAACUCGCAGAGAUACCCGACGGAAUAAUAUUGUGAGGACCGGCAUGGAUGUUAUCAUGCCAUUACAAUCUAUCAACCUCCAUGUUAAUGAUGCACCCUGGGUAACAGCAAGUUUCAAAGAUCUGAUCAAGGCUCGCAACAACGCUUACGUUAGUGGUGAUAGUGAGAACUACAGCCGUCUGCUUAACGAGAUCAAUAGGGAGAGGAAGCUGCUGCGGAAGAGAUUCUUUAACUCAGAGGUUGACAUUCUUAGGAACACCAAACCGAGUCAAUGGUGGAGUGAAGUUAAAAAGAUCGCUGGUAUGACUCCUGCUACGGGUGCUGAUGAUAUUCGACACCAGCUCCAUCAGCGAAGGAUAUUGCGGACCUUAUCAAUUCCGCCCUGCUUGAGCCUAUGCAGGAGUACUGCCCUCUUGAGUCUCUUCCUCCCUUCGAUCCAGACUCAGAAGUUGUUAGCCUGA